Molecule: messenger RNA, 1501 nt
Organism: Tarenaya hassleriana
Lineage: Eukaryota; Viridiplantae; Streptophyta; Magnoliopsida; Brassicales; Cleomaceae
Product: UDP-glucuronic acid decarboxylase 5
Exons: 14
Coding region: 206-1234 (342 amino acids)
Biological process (GO): D-xylose metabolic process
Cellular component (GO): cytoplasm
Molecular function (GO): UDP-glucuronate decarboxylase activity; NAD+ binding
Source: RefSeq, a predicted model, not a curated record
GCCAAUACUUUAGCUGUCUUGUGAAUAAAUUUUCUGACUUUUCGGUGGCCCUUGAUCCAAAAGAGACGUCUGGUGAAGAGAUUUAUAUUGGAGAUCAGAAGAGUGAUAGAUUAGGGAUUCAGUUCGAAGAUUUUAAGGGUUUUACUUUCUCUCUUCUCCCUAUCAUCAGGGUUCAUCCGAUUUUUUGGGAGGAGAAAUUCAGCAAAUGGCGACCAAUGGCCAUCAAACCACCACGAAGCCGCCGCCUACGCCUUCCCCUCUUCGCAAUUCCAAGUUUUGUCAGUCCAAUAUGAGGAUAUUGGUCACCGGAGGAGCAGGAUUCAUCGGCUCUCACCUCGUCGACAGAUUGAUGCAGAACGAGAAGAACGAGGUAAUCGUCGCCGAUAAUUACUUCACGGGAUCGAAGGACAAUCUAAGGAAGUGGAUAGAUCAUCCGAGAUUUGAGCUCAUCCGUCAUGAUGUGACUGAGCCUUUGUUGGUGGAGGUGGAUCAGAUUUACCAUCUCGCAUGCCCUGCUUCUCCCAUCUUCUACAAGCACAACCCUGUCAAGACGAUCAAAACGAACGUGAUCGGUACCCUGAACAUGCUAGGGCUUGCCAAACGUGUCGGAGCCAGGAUUUUGCUUACUUCAACAUCUGAGGUGUAUGGAGAUCCUCUCGUUCACCCUCAACCGGAGAGUUACUGGGGAAAUGUAAACCCUAUCGGGGUUAGAAGCUGCUACGACGAGGGAAAGCGUGUGGCCGAGACUCUGAUGUUUGAUUACCACAGGCAGCAUGGGAUUGAGAUACGCAUAGCUAGGAUCUUCAACACAUACGGUCCUCGCAUGAACAUUGAUGAUGGCCGUGUCGUGAGCAACUUCAUUGCUCAAGCUCUCAGGGGUGAGCCUCUGACUGUUCAGAAACCCGGCACUCAAACCCGCAGUUUCUGUUAUGUCUCAGACAUGGUGGAGGGUCUGAUCCGUCUCAUGGAAGGAGAACACACUGGCCCUAUCAACAUCGGCAACCCAGGCGAAUUCACCAUGAUUGAACUUGCUGAGAAUGUGAAAGAGCUAAUAAACCCGGAAGUGGAGGUAAAGAUGGUGGAGAACACACCUGAUGAUCCGAGGCAGAGGAAGCCCGACAUCACCAACGCCAAAACGUUGUUGGGUUGGGAACCGAAGGUCAAGCUGAGAGACGGGCUGCCUCUCAUGGAGGAAGAUUUUCGCCUGAGGCUGGGCGUUCAGAAGAAGAACUGAGUCUCCCGGCUCGAAGAUUGAGCAAAGCUCGAACCAAUCUACUCCAUGGAUUACAUCGAACUUGCGCUAUCCUUUUUCUUGCAUUUUCUGAGUUAUAGGAAAUAAGUGCUAGAAACGACCAAAACAUUGAGAAACAUCAAAGCAUUUACUUCCAUUGCAUUUGAGUUUAAUUCCAAGGCGAAUCUUUGAGCCAUGGCCCAUGGCUUCGUUCUUGGCCUAUGUACCUUUUGGAUUUUGCAGUGAUAUACUUCAUAUGAUCGAUGAACA